Messenger RNA from Suillus subalutaceus, 709 nucleotides. RefSeq lists its product as uncharacterized. The record is from RefSeq and is a predicted model, not a curated record. Lineage: Eukaryota; Fungi; Basidiomycota; Agaricomycetes; Boletales; Suillaceae. The transcript has a single exon. Bases 59 to 610 code for a protein of 183 amino acids.
GUUGUGCUAGACCUCGGUGCAGGUGUGUCUCCCCCUCCACCGAAAUGAUGAUCUGUUCAUGCGAAAGACAGGACACGGCCAUACUGUCAACUACCUGGACCAUUCGCGUGUUACGAAAUACGUAGCUGUGGAGCCUAACGUGCAUAUGCAUGCAGAGCUGCGCCGUACUGCCUCUGCUGCUGGGUACAGUGAAGAUGCUGGAACGCUCCUCAUUCUCCCCUGCGGUGCUGAAAACAUCUCUACCAUCCUUUCCUAUCUUCCUGCGCCACACCCGCCUGUAGAUACGCUCAUAUCUGUCCUCACUAUCUGCUCCAUCCCCUCGCCGCAAUCCACCAUCUCUGGAUUGGUCACGGAGGUGCUGAAACCUGGGGGGCAGAUGUUGUUUUAUGAACAUGUGCUUAGCGAGAGGAAGGAUGUUAUGUGGUGGCAGCGUUUGUGGACGCCGUUGUGGAGUAUCAUUUUUGACGGAUGUCGCCUGGAUCGCCCGUCUCAUCGGUGGAUUGAGGAUGUGGGGGGAUGGGUGCAAGGAGAAGGAGGUAUUUGGGGGAAGGAAGGGGAAACUGAAGAACAUCUGUUUUGGCACCGAGUUGGGAGAUUCGUUAAGGCGUGAGUAGAUACAUGUCACUCCUCCAUAGGGUUUAUCUUAUCACGUACGCGUUCGAUCGAUAUUCAAUGCUGCCGUUCAAUACGCGUUGCGGUAUGUUUUAUU